Messenger RNA from Neogale vison (American mink), 3654 nucleotides. RefSeq names its product protein CutA homolog. NCBI's taxonomy places the organism in Eukaryota, Metazoa, Chordata, Mammalia, Carnivora, Mustelidae. Bases 1 to 549 code for a protein of 182 amino acids. The transcript is spliced from 8 exons. Gene Ontology annotation, biological process: response to metal ion. The record is from RefSeq and is a predicted model, not a curated record. Gene Ontology annotation, molecular function: copper ion binding.
AUGACAGUUCAUCUCUUGCCAUUCUUCCCCUCUCUGUGGGGUCCUGUGCUAAACUUGGGGACAUCAUCUCAGGAAAUCAUCUCAGGAUCUAAGCACACAGCAAUUUUGAAUUGGUUUCCAGCAUUUCCACGGCUCCUUAAGAUCCUGACAACUGCUUUCCUGUCAUACCCCAUGCUCAGGACCCUUAGCCUGGAGCUCCGUUCAGCUGUCACUGGCAGCUAUGUCUCCGGCACUUAUUCCAUCGUCUUUGUCAACUGUCCCAAUGAGCAAAUUGCUAGAGAUAUCGCCAGGGCUAGCCUGGAUAAGAAGCUGGCUGCCUCUGUGAACAUCCUGCCCAAGGCAUCCUCACUGUACUUUUGGAAUGGAGAAAUCGAAGAAGCCACUGAGAUCCUGUUGCUAAUAAAGACAAAGACUUCCAAGGUCCACGCACUGUCCAGCUAUAUCAGGUUGGUGCAUCCUUUUGAAAUCCCAGAAGUCUUCAGUCUUCCCAUGGACCAAGGAGACGUCCACUACUUCAAGUGGCUGGAGGAGGGCAUGGAGGAGGACUGAGGGCGGCGGGGCUUUUGUGUCUCCUGAUGGCUGCCUCGAGCCUGCAGCAGCUGCGCUCUGGGAAGGGGGGCUGCUCUUUGCUUCCCAGCGCCCCUGGAUUCUGUGUUUUUGUCAGCAUGGAAGAACUAAGGGACUUGAGCUGAAGGUCUGAGCCCCUGAAGCUGGAAGAAGAGGCUGGGUUGGCUGGGACAAGCAAGAACCCGGUGGAAUUUGUCUCAAGUGCUUCAGACUUAAAGGUGGCGGGCGGGUGGGAAGGCAGGGACAGUUAUGUGGGGAGGCCAAGGGGAGGCGGCGCUGAGGGUGAGGUUUGUCGUCUGCUCCUUCCGUCACUGGGCCUACCUAAGUGUCCAGGAUGCAUGGACUCUCCUGCUUCUCAGGAGGGGAAGCCUGGUGACCUGUUCACCCGAAGUGUGUGGGAGGAGUGUCGCCUUCUAGGGGAACUGGCAAGCGCUUUAGCCAAAAGGAUGAAUUGCUAAUGGUAGAAAUUCAGGGACAAGCAGGAUUAUUUCUUGCAACUAAAGAUGCUCUUUGUUAUUCCUGAGUCCCGAGGGGCUUCAUGAGUGUGGGUAGGACUGGGGAAUAUUAGGUAUCAGACACAGCCCCACGGCUUAGAAGCAGGUCUAGACUCCCGCAUAGCCUGAAUGUGACAGGUAUCUGAAGGUUCUGGUACCUUGCUCUUUGGAGACAUAGGUUCUGAGCCCACGGUACUAACCUUGUCACAUGAGUGUUGAAACUGAGCAUCCUAAAGUGGAAGGCCCCCUGGGGACCUGCCUGACCAGUGUUUUCCAGACUUGUUCCCUUGGGCCUUAGGGGUUGGUGGAAGGUAUCCUGGGUGCUUCCUGGGUGGGGAUAAGGGUAUGAGGCUCCCCACCCAUGCCUCAACCUCCUCACCCAUACCUCAACUACCUUUCAUCGUUUUUAUGUAUUAAGCUCCCUUGUAAGAUUUUCGUUUUUUGUUUUUGUUUAAAUUUUCUUGGUUAAAAGCUAGUAAACCAGUGGUCCAAACCAGUCUCCCAUUUUAUAGAUUACCAAAGGAAUUGGAACUGCACUGAGGUCCAGCAAGGGGGUGGUGUGUCUGGCACUUGCUCACCCCGUGUCUGGCACUUCUCUGCCUGCUCCUGGGUCUCAGGUGGAAGAGGGCAGAGAAGGCAGGGCCCAUUGGAGUGAAAAGAAAGAGUUGAGCUAAGCCUCCUCCAUGAAUCUGUCAACAAGGUAACCUCGCUCUGGGGAGACGCAGGGGCAGUUUGGAUGGGAGUCCAUAGACCUCUGUGGAAUCCUGGGUCUUCCCAGAGGGAAGGGUAUUUAUUGCCAGGCUGUAGUUCUGACUCGUGCUGUGCUUCUUAAACCUAAGUUCCUCCAAAUACAAAAUGGAGGCCCUCCCGGGGCCCUUCUGUGAAGCCCUUAUUGGGACUUAAUGCUGAUGCUAUUCCAAAGAUCCAGAGGAUCCUUUCUUGAUAGCCAGUGGGGAUUUUUGAGCUGCCUCAGGAGGAGAGAGAAUGAUAAUGGUGAUGUCCAUUUUUACAACAGAUGUUUCUGAUACACGGGAAAAUCUUAAACCUUAGUGAAAAUGCUUUGGGGGCCACAGUGGGAUUGCCUCUGUUGCUUUCGGGUUAGAGCCCGGAUUCCUGGUCUGGCCUUCACCUCACUUUUUCCAUCUUCACCUUCCACUUCUCCUUGCCCACGCUGGCAAGGAGAUGGAUCCAAUAUGCUGUGUGAAGUUAUUCCUGUGUUCAGGCCUCCCCUCGACCCGUAGUGCCCUCCUGCAUGAAUGCCUGGGAAAUCUGGCUGCUCCUUGUGAGGCCGGCUCCCCUGCUUGGAAGGAAGCUCUCUGGCCUCGGUGUCCCUGUUACCCUUGUGUAUCAUAGUCAGCCUCCUGUUUCUAGAUCAUGAGCUGCUCAAGGUCAAGGGCAUGUCUCGAUCUGUUUGAUCUCUUGCACAGGAUUUGGCUAGUAUGUCCCAAAUUGAUGUUUCAAGGAUUUGAAUAAAGCUUUCUCUGUAGCCCACAGUUACUAAUUUAUGGAAUUGGCAAAACCCAGCAUUUUUUCUUUGAACUUCCUUAAAGUGGGACUAAUUCCUAAGGAGAUUUUUCUAUUUCUGGCCUUCACCGGGCCGUUUUCUGUGCUAUGCACAAAAAACUGCUUCUCAGUGAACUUCCUCUGCCUCAGUGUCACAGCUGGCUACAGGAAAUGGGAGAGGAGAGGACAAAUGUCAGCUCUCUGCCUAGUGCUCUCCUAGAUUCUCCUCAUUAUUUUAUCCUUCUAAUUCAGUGUUCUCAGCUGGUAACUGACUUCUGAGAUCAGAGAGCAUGACACUUAAAAUACUUGGCUGAGCUAGGCUGUGAACCCACGUGUCCAAUUCUUGAUCUGACGCUCUUACUGUCUCCUUCAGAGAGGUUGGACAUAUCCCUUUAUAGGCCAAACAACUAGAGAGCCUACUGUAGCCAACUCUAAAUGAAGGGUUAUUGGGUCCAAAAACAUCCGUGCAGUAAGUUGGUCUGGCACUUAAAAAUAUAUGGUAUUGUUUCCUUCUCCCCACAGAUCUGGAGGCUGGUGACAGGAUCUAAUUCUGUAGAUGAGGGAACAGAUCUAGGGGAGUUCAGUGAUUUUUCCUGUCUGCGUGACUCCCAGCUUACUUACCCUAGACCACACUGUCCCCGCAGAGUGCUGCUCUGGGCUUGGCCCUAGACUAGCAGCUUCAUACAGGAACGCCUUCCCAGCAUUUCUCAGGAAAAGUCUGUUUUGAAUCCAGACUCUCCAGAAAAAAUCACUUGAGAAAAUGAGAAAAAAAUAUUAAAAUUAUCUGUGAAUACGAAAGCUUAAAAGCAUAGAGAUGUUAACUGGCUUGAAGAAAUCAUCAGAUUAAAUAUAAAGAGCAGGUAACACCAGCAUGCAGAGUUGAGGGUGAAAGGAACCAGGAUGGGAGCGCAGGGGAGAAAUGAGUCAGUCUUGGGUUGUUGCUGUGUCCCAGGUGUGUCUGGCUAGCUGUGUCUGCUGCAAACUGUGAGUUAUUUUUGCAGAUAACUUUAUGCACUUAGUAUACUUUAAACAAAUUCUGUGAGCUUUGUUUGAAGACACUAACUUUGGAUGCAAAAUAAAUUUUAAUUGA